CUUCCAAUACUGUGUUGAGUAAAAGUACCAAGAGUGGGCAUUCUAGUCUCAUUCCUGAUGAUAAAGCUUCUGUAAUGUCUACUUUAAAAAAAAGAUAAACAAAUUGUAAGGGCAUCAUUUAGGAUGGACAACCCUGGGUGUUUUUGAAAAAAUAAUUUAAAUAUCAGUGAUUUUAUAAGACCCUUGGUACAUUUCACGGCCAUAGCCACUUUUACAUAGGAUGGUGCAAAUAAAGACAUGAAAAAUAUAUAUCAGCCCUGUGAGAUAUGUAUAAAAGAUCUUACUAACCUUAUUUCAUGCCCAAGGAAGUUAUUGCUGUAGCUUUCAAAUACAUCUUGUUGUGUGUUGGAUAGUUGCCAAAGUUAAGAAAGUAUGACUACUGGUUACAUGCAGUUCUCUUUAGUAUACCCAACAGUUUUGACUCUUGCUGUUUCUGGAAUAACUGGAUAUAAUUUUCCUAAUGUCAGCAAAAUCUUACCCAAUUUAUUUAUCCAAACUGAGUUACCUUCUGACACCCUAGAACAAUAUUCAUUGGCCAAGACAAAUUCUGCAGGGGAUAUUUCUUUCUCAACAACAAAUUGAUCCCUAUCAUCCUUAAAGUUAUAUCAGAAGUGGGUUUUGCUUCUUCAGUGAACCUGUAACAGUGAGUAGUAAAAGGGUAGACUCAGAGCUCUUUCAAAUCUCACCCCCUCUUUAGCAUACAAAUGAAUUUACUUUCUCAUCAGUUUUAUAUUUUUCCUUCUCUAUUUUUUGAACUUCAGUGCAAGAAUAAGAGAGAUACAAAAGAUGUCCUUUACACAAUCACUUCCUCCAUAUUAAUCAAGGAGAUGCAAACAAUAUAUAUUUUGCCAAUACCCACAUCCCACAUGAAUCUACCCCAUAUCCCACUCUUUUUCUCUUGUUUCUAUGAUACACCAACACUUAUAAUUCUCUCUCUCCUGAAACUGUGCAAGACAGACUAAACAUAAUAAACAUCAAAAAUAGAAUGAUGUUCAGAGUGUUUGUGUGGGCUGGCUGACACUCUUUUCUCAGCAUCCAGAUUUUCUGGAAUUGGUUUUUCAAGUCGUGUGUGUGUGUGUGUGUGUGUGUGUGUGUGUGGUAUUGUGGGGUGUCAGGAGGGACGUGAUCGUGACUCACAUUUUCAUCUUUGCUUUUCUCUUCAACUAUACUCCCAACUUAUGACUUUUGCAUUGUCCAUGUUCUUCAGUAUAAAUCCUUCCUUUCCACAUUCCACCGACUAGUUUCUCCAAGGCUUUUCCCGGAAAAUUUGUGUACUAGUAUCAUAAUCACUCUCCACCUACCUCUAUUGAAACGGUACUUGAUGGCUUCUCAGCCAGUCUGUUCUAACUGAGUUCUCAUUAGUAGAAAUUGCCUGGAUUUCAGCUUGAGUGAGGAAACUCUGGCAGGUUAGUAGGCCUUAAUUGGAUCUUUUAAAUGGGAGUCAAAUAACAUCCCAUGAAGCCUUCUCUGGAGGUUGAGAUAAAACAUUCAUGGAAACCAAGACAGUGCUUUAUCACUUAUGUUUUUGAUUCUGAAUUUUUAGUGUGAAUGUUUGGAUUGUUAAAAUGCAGCUUUUCGAUCACAAAGGAAUUUGGGAGUUUACUAGAACUGGCUCAAGAAAAUAAACAAAUAGAGCCAAUAUAACAUCAGGUUAUCAAAGUAAUGUCAACCUUGUAUGAUAAAAGACAGAUUCCAUCAAAAACAGGGCAGUCUCCCAGAAACAGUUAGUUAGGGGGAGGCAGAUGAAGGAGAGAGGCUGAGGCAACCCACCGCGUGGUCAGGCGGCCGUUGGGUGGGCGCCCUGGCCUCGACGCCUCCGCCCUGUGUGGCAGCGAGCAAGCUCCCCACCCACUCUGCUGGUUAUGGUGCCCACUCUCACCAACGUGUCUGCUGGGAUCCCCAGCAGCAAAGUGAAAUACUCAAAGCUCUCCAGCACUGACGAUGGACACAUUACCUGUCAGAAGGAAACUUUACCUGCAGAAUUCAAGAAAAGCCCUACUAACAUUCCUUAUAAGGCCAUUGCCUGCGCCUCCUUACAGUUUUUGACUGGUGUUUUUCUCAUUAUUACGGGCUGCCUCCUGCUGGCAGGCUACAGCAGCAAAGUUGGCGCCAACCGAGCCUUUCCAGUUCUGACUGUUGGUGUCCUGGUGUUCCUCCCCAGAUUUUACCACCCGAUCAUCGCAUACAGAGCAUACCGAGGCUGCCAGGGCUACUCCUACCGUGAUUUUCCAGACUGUGAUGACUAGGCCCCGCUGCAGCCAGAAGAGUCACAGAUGGGGUUGAGCAGAGUUUAAGGCAUUUGGCAGAUGCUGUGGAAAUUGAUGCCUAAGGAUUAAGGAAUUCUGCUGUUUUGCAAAUGCUUGGCAAAACUAUGCAUUUUUGCAUAGUUGCAAACUAUGCAUUUUUGCAUGGAUUUUAUAAAUCCAUCCCCAAAAUGUUAACUGAGUUUACAAUUAGCCAAAUAGGAAGCUAGGAGAGGACGUGCUCUAUUUUUAUUUUUCUGGCCCUUGCACAAGCCCAUGACAAAUUUUUCCACUUGGAUACGUAUAGAGGAGGAAUAGCAAUGUUAAUUGUCUGAGGAAGUGAAAAGUUACUGUGCAGAAGAAAAUGUUGUUGCCACCACCUAUUUAGAGCUGAACAACUCUUUUAAAUAGUCCUUAUCUUGUGCCAAAUGGAAAAAUGCAGCACAUUAUGUUAAAUUUCUUAUUACCAAGUAAUUUAUUUGAAAAGUUUGAGUAUCUUAUCCCUCACACUUAUCUCUAGCUUUGAUUCCAUGGAUGAUCUUGGUAAAAUCAAAUAUCAAUUUAGGAAAAAUAAAAAGAACACUACAGCUGUGUUGUACGGAGGGCCCACGAGCUCUAGAGUCAGACAGAACUCAUUUAAAAUCCCAGAUGCCAACUUUCCAGCUAUGUAACCUUGGACAAAUUACUUUAA
Molecule: messenger RNA, 2934 nt
Organism: Balaenoptera musculus (blue whale)
Lineage: Eukaryota; Metazoa; Chordata; Mammalia; Artiodactyla; Balaenopteridae
Product: transmembrane protein 230-like
Exons: 2
Coding region: 1863-2246 (127 amino acids)
Biological process (GO): synaptic vesicle transport
Cellular component (GO): endomembrane system; synaptic vesicle
Source: RefSeq, a predicted model, not a curated record